Molecule: messenger RNA, 3123 nt
Organism: Suncus etruscus (white-toothed pygmy shrew)
Lineage: Eukaryota; Metazoa; Chordata; Mammalia; Eulipotyphla; Soricidae
Gene: RADIL
Product: Rap associating with DIL domain
Biological process (GO): signal transduction; neural crest cell migration; substrate adhesion-dependent cell spreading
Cellular component (GO): microtubule
Molecular function (GO): GTPase binding
Source: RefSeq, a predicted model, not a curated record
AUGUUCUACGGGACCCACUUUGUCAUGUCACCACCAUCCAAGCGGAAGCUGAAGGCGCCAGAGCAGCUGCUGAGUUCCAUGCUGUCCAGGACACUGAGCCACAGGACCCGGGCAGCCCGUGACGCUGGGGCGACUGACCCCACUGAGCUUUCCACGCAGCUAUCGGCGCCUGGGGUGCUGAAAGUGUUCGGGGAUAGCGUGUGCUCGGGUGCCCACUAUAAGAGUGUCCUGGCCACAGGCGCAUCGAGUGCCUGUGAGCUGGUGAAGGCUGCGCUGGAGCGCUAUGCACUGAGCCCUGAGCACGCUGACCGCUUCGUGCUCUGCGACGUGGUGGGCCAGGCCAGUGGCAAUGGGCACCAGUGGCGGCCUGAGGGCUUCCGCGUGUUUGGGGACACGAGAAACCCCCUCCUGGUGCAGGAGCCUGUGGGAAGCCUCGGGAAGGGACUGGCCCGGAGGUUUGAGCUGCGCCGGCGGGCUGAUGUGGAGGAGCUGGCAGCCCGCGAUGUGGACACUAUGACUGCAGGCAUCAACGCCCAGGCUCGAAGGCUGCAGCGGGUCCGUGCCAAGGGAACCCCGGCCCUAGCCUCGGGGGGAACCCGGAGCCCCCCACUACCCCGGCUGCGCCGCACGGUCAGUGAGACCAGCCUGAGCCCGGCCCCAGUCCUGUCGGACACUGCCCAGGGCCCCGAGGAACCGGGCAGGGACGCCCUGAAGGGCCGCUUGGAAGAGUGUCCGCACCUGCUGCUCCUGCAAGGCUACAACCCCCAGCAUGACAGCCUGGUGUACGUGCUGAGCCGGGAGCGCCACACCGUGGGCCAGCGCACGCCGUCCAGCAAGCCAAGCAUCAGCCUGUCCGCGCCCGACAUCCUGCCGCUGCACUGCACCCUGCGCCGCCUCGCGCCCGCUGGGGAUCCCGGGCCCCGCCUGGUCCUGGAGCCCAUCCCCGGGGCACCGGUGUCGGUCAACUUCUCGGAGGUGGGGGGCCGCGCCGUGCCGCUGCGCCACGGGGACCUGCUGUCGCUGGGCCUCUACUACCUGCUGCUGGUCAAGGACCCCGGGCAGGCGCAACCGCUGCCGGGUCCAGCCCUGGCCCGCCUGCGCGCUGCCACCGCGCCCGCGCCCCUGGGCUGCCGCCUGUGCGGGGCGGCGCUGCGGGCUCCCGCUGGCCCUUCGCGGGGUUCGCGGCCGCUGCAGUUGGAGUUCGAGCCCGAUGUGGAGGACGCGCUACUGGGGCGCAUCCUGACGCUAGUGGAGCCCGGCGGCGCCGACCACCCGCUGACCCCCGCCUUCCUGCUGUGCCUGUGCGUUAGGCACUCGGCCACCCGCCAGCCUCCAGGCGCCUUUGGGCCGCUGCUGCUCAAGAUCGCCCGGGCCAUCCAGGACACCGUCUGGGAGAAGGCCAAGGAACUGGCAGAGAAGCAGGCGCUACUCCCAGAGCCCGUGUCUCCGACCAGCGUGUCCAUGGCUGGCCUGGCUCCUGACCUGCAGCAUCUCCUUUUCUGGAUGGCCAACACCGUGGAGCUGCUUUACUUCGCGCAGCAGCAGUGCCCGUGUUACAUGCAGAGCUUGGAGGAGGAGCUGGACGUCACAGGCUCCAAGGAGUCGCUGUUCUCCUGUGCACUGACUGCCAGCGAGGAGGCCAUGGCAGUGCUAGAGGAGGUGGUGCUGUACGUCUUCCAGCAGUGUGUGUACUACGUGUCCAAGUCCCUAUAUGGUUGCCUGCCGGGCCUGCUUGAGGGGCCCCCUUUCCAGACAGAGCCUCGGGGCAGCCGAUGCUCAGCCCCACAGCUGCCAGAGGAGUUGCGCCGCGUCGUGGCCAUCUACCAGGCCACCCAGGAGUUGCUGGGGGAGCUGCAGGUGCACCCCGAGAUGGCAGCACAGCUGUUAUCCUACCUGCUUUUCUUCUCGGGCACGAUGCUGCUCAACCAGCUGCUGGACAAAGGUCCUUCUUUGAGCUGCUUCCACUGGCCACGCAGUGUCUAGGCCGGUGCCCGCCUGCAGCAGCUGCUGGAGUGGACACAGGGCGCUGGCUGUGGGGAGGCUGCUGAGGGCUUCUUCAGGAAGCUUUGCUGCACGCUUGAUCUGCUGGCCACGCCCAGCGCCCAACUCAUCCAGAUGAGCUGGGCCGACUUGCGUGCUGCCUUCCCGGCCCUGAGCGCCCCGCAACUGCACCGCCUGCUGACACAGUACCAGCUGGCCUCGGCCAUGGGCCCCAUGAGUGCCUGGGAGCCAGGUGCCCCCGACAACGCUGAUGCCCUGCAAUCAGAAGAUGUCCUGGAGUCCUACGAGCACCCGCCGCCCAUCGUCCUGCCCAGCAGCGGCUUCCAGGUGGACCUGGAUGCCGUGGUCACCGAUGAGCGCCUGUCGCGCCACCUGCUCGCCCUGCGUCGCUUCCUGCGGGGCCUUCGAAACCAGGCCCCGGAGGACACAGAGGCCUCGCCGCACCCAAGCCCCGAGGGGCCCCCUCCGCCCACUGCGGCUCCCGUGGCCCCUCCUGGUCGCAGCAGCAGCAGCAGCCGUGAAGGCCCUGCGGCCAGCGCCUCCACCACCGACUCCUCAUGCCUGCUCACACCGCCCAGCACUCCGCUGGGCCUGGAGCUGCAGGCCCUUGACUGGCCAGGUCCUGGUGGCCCCUGUGGGAAGGCACUGCUGGACAGCCUGAGGGAUGGCCCCUGGGGAGACAAUGCCCCUGGAGAUGAUGAGCCCAUGGUACCCCCCUGUGGCCCUAGCUGUGGCCCUGUGUUCCGGGUGGAGCUGGAGCGCGGCCCUUGUGGGCUGGGGAUGGGCCUCAUUGAUGGGCUGCACACGCCCCUGGGCGUCCCCGGACUCUACAUCCAGACCCUGCUGCCUGGCAGCCCCGCAGCUGCUGACGGACGCCUCUCACUGGGGGACCGGAUCCUGGAGGUGAAUGGCAGCAGCCUGAUAGGAGUCAGCUACCUGAGGGCGGUGGAUCUGAUCCGACACGGGGAGAAGAAGAUGCGGUUCCUGGUGGCCAAGUCUGACGUGGACACAGCUCAGCGGAUCCGCUUUUGCACACCCCCUUCCUAGGCCAGGCCCUGCUGCUCAGACAUUCAGCCCUUCAGCCUGCCACCAGCUCCCUUGUCAAUAAACCCUUUCACAUGA